AGUAUAUAUCUGUACAAAAUAUCUCUUCUGAAUUGCUUCGUUUCUUGUGCCCCGGGAAAGCAUAUUUCCGAAUUAUCGAGCUCACCACCGUUCCACAGAUCACCGGAGAAUGAGUCACCCUGCUGAGUCGUCUGACGCCAAGGAUGGGAAGAAGGACUUCUCGACUGCGAUUUUGGAGAGGAAGAAGGCUCCGAAUCGGCUGGUUGUUGAUGAGGCCGUCAACGACGAUAACUCAGUUGUCUCUCUGCACCCUGCCACCAUGGAGAAGCUCCAGCUUUUCCGCGGUGACACGAUUUUGAUUAAGGGGAAGAAAAGAAAGGACACAGUGUGUAUUGCCCUUGCCGAUGAGACAUGCGAAGAGCCAAAGGUUAGGAUGAACAAGGUUGUGAGGUCUAAUCUGAGGGUCCGUUUGGGUGAUGUUGUAUCUUUGCACCAAUGUCAAGACGUUAAAUACGGAAAGCGUGUUCACAUUCUGCCUUUGGAUGAUACUAUUGAGGGCCUCACUGGGGAUCUAUUUGAUGCUUAUCUCAAACCUUACUUUAUGGAGGCUUAUCGCCCUGUCAGGAAAGGAGACCAUUUUCUUGUGCGAGGAGGGAUGAGAAGCGUCGAAUUUAAAGUUGUUGAGACUGAUCCAGGGGAGUACUGUGUUGUUUCCCCUGAUACUGAAAUCUUCUGCGAGGGCGAGCCUGUGAAGCGAGAGGAUGAGGAUAAGUUGGAUGAGGUUGGAUAUGAUGAUGUCGGUGGUGUUAGAAAGCAGAUGGCUCAGAUUCGAGAAUUAGUUGAGUUGCCGUUGAGACAUCCUCAGCUGUUCAAAUCUAUUGGGGUCAAACCCCCCAAGGGGAUUCUCCUUUACGGACCGCCAGGUUCUGGCAAGACUUUAAUUGCUCGAGCCGUUGCUAAUGAAACCGGGGCUUUCUUCUUUCUUAUCAAUGGUCCAGAGAUCAUGUCUAAAUUGGCCGGAGAGAGCGAGAGCAAUCUUAGAAAGGCUUUUGAGGAGGCUGAAAAAAAUGCACCGGCUAUUAUUUUUAUCGAUGAAAUUGAUUCCAUAGCUCCGAAGCGAGAGAAGACACAUGGCGAAGUUGAAAGAAGGAUAGUUUCGCAACUCUUGACUCUCAUGGAUGGGCUCAAGUCUCGUUCCCAUGUCAUUGUCAUGGGGGCAACUAAUAGGCCAAACACCAUUGAUCCGGCUCUUAGAAGGUUUGGUAGGUUCGACAGGGAGAUAGAUAUUGGUGUUCCUGAUGAAGUGGGACGACUUGAAAUUCUCAGGAUUCAUACCAAAAACAUGAAACUUUCCGAUGAUGUUGAUUUAGAACGAAUCGCAAAAGAUACCCACGGUUAUGUUGGCGCCGACCUUGCAGCGCUUUGCACCGAAGCAGCACUUCAAUGCAUCAGAGAGAAAAUGGACAUCAUCGAUUUGGAAGACGACACAAUCGAUGCUGAGAUACUAAAUUCCAUGGCUGUUACAAACGAUCACUUCCACACUGCACUUGGAUCAAGCAAUCCUUCUGCUCUACGGGAGACAGUCGUCGAAGUGCCUAAUGUCUCUUGGGAUGACAUCGGCGGGCUUGAAAAUGUCAAGAGAGAGCUUCAGGAGACUGUUCAAUAUCCCGUGGAACAUCCCGAGAAAUUUGAGAAAUUCGGCAUGUCGCCCUCAAAGGGUGUUCUAUUCUACGGCCCUCCUGGUUGCGGCAAAACACUUCUAGCCAAGGCCAUAGCCAACGAAUGUCAAGCCAACUUUAUCAGCGUUAAAGGACCCGAGCUUCUUACCAUGUGGUUCGGAGAGAGUGAAGCCAACGUUCGGGAAAUAUUCGACAAGGCCAGACAAUCUGCGCCAUGUGUCCUCUUCUUCGACGAGCUCGAUUCCAUCGCUACCCAGAGAGGCGGCAGCGUCGGCGACGCCGGUGGCGCCGCCGAUCGAGUUCUCAACCAACUCCUAACCGAAAUGGACGGCAUGAAUGCGAAGAAAACCGUAUUCAUAAUCGGGGCGACUAACAGACCCGACAUAAUUGAUCCGGCCCUUCUUCGCCCGGGCCGUCUUGAUCAGCUUAUUUACAUUCCUCUCCCCGAUGAAGAUUCCCGUCAUCAGAUCUUCAAAGCUUGCCUCCGAAAAUCGCCACUUUCCAAAGAUGUCGAUCUCCGAGCUCUCGCCAAAUACACUCAAGGAUUCAGUGGAGCCGAUAUUACGGAAAUCUGCCAACGCGCUGCUAAAUACGCCAUCCGGGAGAACAUCGAGAAAGACAUAGAAAGAGAGAGGAGGAGAGCGAAGAAUCCCGACUCCAUGGACGAGGAUGUCGAUGAAGAAGUGUCGGAGAUCAAGCCAGCUCAUUUCGAGGAGUCGAUGAAAUUUGCGCGCCGUAGCGUGAGCGAUGCCGAUAUACGUAAGUACCAGGCUUUUGCGCAGACCUUGCAGCAGUCGCGGGGGCUCGGAACUGAGUUCCGGUUUGCUGAGUCGGCCGCCGGAGCAUCCGGAUCCGACCCGUUUUCUGCCCCUGCCGGAGGAGCUGACGACGACGACCUGUAUAGUUAGGCAGGUAGGUUUCCAAUCCAGUUCCAGGGUUAUAAAUAAGACAUCCAGCCAGAAGCGUGUGUGUGAUCAGUUAUUGUACAGUAAAUAACAACUUUUCACACGUGCACAACUUGUCCGUACUUGAGCAACGAAUUUGUCGUUUAAUUUCUUAGUUGUAAACAAAUACCAUACUAUUCUA
Molecule: messenger RNA, 2705 nt
Organism: Andrographis paniculata
Lineage: Eukaryota; Viridiplantae; Streptophyta; Magnoliopsida; Lamiales; Acanthaceae
Product: cell division cycle protein 48 homolog
Exons: 9
Coding region: 110-2527 (805 amino acids)
Biological process (GO): autophagosome maturation; mitotic spindle disassembly; retrograde protein transport, ER to cytosol
Cellular component (GO): cytosol; VCP-NPL4-UFD1 AAA ATPase complex; nucleus
Molecular function (GO): ATP hydrolysis activity; ATP binding; polyubiquitin modification-dependent protein binding
Source: RefSeq, a predicted model, not a curated record